Corticium candelabrum is the source of this 835-nucleotide messenger RNA. RefSeq lists its product as uncharacterized. NCBI's taxonomy places the organism in Eukaryota, Metazoa, Porifera, Homoscleromorpha, Homosclerophorida, Plakinidae. The transcript is spliced from 2 exons. Bases 22 to 711 code for a protein of 229 amino acids. The record is from RefSeq and is a predicted model, not a curated record.
UACUGUAGCACCUAAAACAUUAUGUCAUUGCCUAGCACUCUUUGUAUGAUAGAUGAAUGUUUGAAAAUAUAUGUGAAAGACAGACAGACAGACAGACAGGCAGCUUUAUUGAGGUUGGGUAUGCGUUUGCCAUUGCCUCUGUCAGCAACCUUAUGUGAUUGCGGCACAGCCUUAGAUCCUGAAGGAUAUCAUCUGAUUACUUGUAAGACAGGUGGGGGACCAGUUUGGUCUCAUAAUUCAAUAGUCUCUGCUUGGUCCGAGUGUUUGAAACGCGUGUCUCUUCCCCAUACCGUUGAGCCAAGAGACUGUUACAGCAGCUCUCAGUCCAGACCCGAUAUUGCUGUUUAUAAUGCAACCGACUUUAACGUUGAGCUCGACAUUUCCUUAGCCCACCCAUGGAGCACCGACAUAAUUUCAGUCGCAGCUACAACUGAUGGAUCUGCUGCUUCAAAAAGGGAGGGAAAGAAGAGAGAGAAGUACAGCAGAGAGACUCACACUAGUGGGGGUUCUCCAUGCCUAAUUCCACUGGUGUUUGAGCAUUAUGGCCGCUGGGGAAAUGCAGGAGAAAAGUUUCUCCAUCAAAUCUCUCUGCGAUCACGAGAUGAUGACGGCAAGCGGUGUAACAGUAUGGUUUUGGCGAAGAAGAUUGACAGAAUAGUGUGUAGAAAUGACUCCGUAGCUGGUUUUUACAGUUACCAGAGUGUACGUUAAGCUUUCAUUUCAUGACCCUAAGGGUCUUUUUUCUUGGACUCAUAGAUAGUGAUUUAGCGUUGACUGUAAUAGCGUUGAUGUUUACCAAUAGAUGUUUUUGACAGACAGACAGACAGACAGACAG